Carassius carassius (crucian carp) is the source of this 5618-nucleotide messenger RNA. Its product is annotated as putative E3 ubiquitin-protein ligase UNKL. Bases 86 to 2518 code for a protein of 810 amino acids. Gene Ontology annotation, molecular function: metal ion binding. The record is from RefSeq and is a predicted model, not a curated record. NCBI's taxonomy places the organism in Eukaryota, Metazoa, Chordata, Actinopteri, Cypriniformes, Cyprinidae. The transcript has 16 exons.
GCUCAUAUUGGCCUUGUAGCGGCGCGCGAGAGCACGAGUAGACGAGAGGGUGCCCGCGCACGCGCUAUUAUUGUUUUGACUGAAAAUGCCGUCGGUUUCGAAAACGGCGGCGAGCGCUUCUCCUCAAACCGAGAAACCAACCCACUAUACAUAUUUGAAGGAGUUCAGGACCGAGCAGUGUCCACUGUUUUUGCAGCAUAAAUGCACACAGCACAGACCCUUUACGUGUUUCCACUGGCAUUUUCUAAAUCAGCGAAGACGGAGACCCAUACGAAGAAGAGAGGGGACUUUUAAUUAUAGCCCAGAUGUGUAUUGCACGAAGUAUGAUGAAACAACAGGAAUAUGUCCCGAUGGAGACGAUUGCCCAUACUUACACCGGACCACCGGGGACACAGAGCGCAAGUACCAUUUACGCUACUACAAGACCGGCACCUGCAUCCAUGAGACAGAUGCUCGUGGACAUUGUGUGAAGAACGGUCUCCACUGCGCCUUCGCUCAUGGACCACACGACCUUCGGCCACCCGUUUAUGAUAUCAGAGAGAUCCAGGCACAGGAAGCUCUGCAGAACGGUCAGUUGGGAUCUGGGGAGGGAAUUCCUGACCUGCAGCCAGGUGUGCUGGCCAGCCAGGCCAUGAUUGAGAAGAUCCUGAAUGAGGACCCACGCUGGCAAGACACCAAUUUUGUUUUGGCCAACUAUAAAACCGAGCAGUGCACCAAGCCUCCACGUCUAUGCAGGCAGGGCUAUGCCUGUCCCCACUAUCACAACAGCAGAGAUAGGAGAAGAAAUCCCAGAAAGUUCAAAUACAGGUCGACGCCCUGCCCGAGUGUAAAGCAUGGCGAUGAAUGGGGUGAACCCUCCAAGUGUGAGAGUGGGGACAGCUGUCAGUACUGCCACUCUCGCACCGAACAGCAGUUCCACCCAGAGAUUUACAAAUCUACAAAAUGCAACGACAUGAGGCAAACUGGAUACUGUCCGAGGGGUCCAUUCUGUGCUUUUGCACAUGUGGAAAGAAUUCCUUCCACAGAGGAGACUAUGAGCACGCUGCUCACAGCAAUGCACUUGGGUUCUCAGUCCAAGCUGGGCUCUCUGCAAUAUCCAGAGUGUCCAGUCAGUGAGUGGAGCAGCAACAUGAAUUCCAUCACCAGCAGCGCCAGUAACAACGGCCAGACAGGACACGUAUCAUGCUCUAAUAGUCCAACUGUAAUACCUGGCUCAGGAAGUUCUUUGUCCCCAAUUGGACCCAUCAGCAGGCCAAAAUGCUUUACUAAUGGUAGCUUUUGUUCAGAGUCCACCACGUCCAGUGUUUCCUCUCCAACGUCUAGCUAUCCCAGAGCUCCGGGUUUUGAACGGGAGGAUCAGGCAAAGAACCAGAAGAGCCAGUCUGGGGAAAAUAAUCAGAGGUUAAUGGACCAAGACAAACAGGCUCAUAGCAAUGUGUUCUCAGUGGUGAACCCAUUAACAUCCAGCAUAACAUCAAGCAUCACUUCCAGCUUGGCCUCAAGCAUCGGAUCUGACAGGUCGUCACCCACCACUUUAUCAACCAUGAAUGCAAAAGCCACACCUUUCUAUCCAGGCAGCAAUACUGUGGAGUCAGUAAUAGGAUCUGCACUUGACCUGAAUUUUAGUGACAUCAAUGUUGCCUCCCUUGACAAAGAGCUAGAGGACCAAGACAGCAAUGGCCUUGGCUUACCAAGUCAGAGGUUAUUAGGAGGCUCUGCUCCUGUCAAUAUUCCUGGCUCUCUAGCUCGGUCUUCUUCUGUGCAUUCCUCAUCGUCUCUAUCUGCGUCCCCGCUCAGCUCUCUGUCUCAAUCCCUGUCCCAGUCUCUCCUCACUGGAAUGGCCUCCCAGCAGAGCCAGCCACAAGCACCACCUGUUAAAACCGAGCACGGCCUUCUGGGAACACCCACAUCUACGCAGAACUCCUUAGGUCUGAAUGGCGGAGCAGGGGGAAUAUGGGACUUUAUGAGUGGCAGCUUCUCUCCCAGCCCGUCUCCUGUGUUCAGCAGCCUUACUUCCAGCACGGUCGGCUCCAGCAGUGCAGACAUCGGCCGGCUCCUCCGAGAACUGGAUGAAGCCAAGCGUAAGAUAAAGCAAUGGGAGGAGGCCUGGCACCAAGUCAAACAGGCCUGUGAAGCAUGGCAGAAAGAUGCGCACGAAGCGAAGGAGCAAGCUAAAUCGGCAGAGGCAGAGCGGCAGCUAGCGGAGCAGAAGCGGGAGGACACCGAGCGCAAGCUGAAGGAACUGCAGGUAGACUUUGAAAUUUUGUGUCGCUCCCCCAACACGCCCCUCCUGCGCAGCUACGGUGAACUGGACCAGCUCCCCCUGCCAAAGCUCCGCUCCAUCCAGAGUCAGCUGCGCAAUGACCUAGACCUCAUAGACGGGGUAAUAUAUCAGCUUCAGUCAAAGAAAUGUAUAGUUUGCCAAAAGCAUGAUUGUUCCAUUGUCCUGCAGCCUUGCCAACAUUAUGUACUUUGUCAGAACUGUGCGUCUAGUAAAAUGGAAAUGUCCUUACUGUAAGACGAAAAUAUUGAAGUGGUGAUGUACAGCUAUCCAAGGUACUAUUUAAUGAUUUAGCCCUUUGAAGAACUACUAAUACAUAUUAUUAUAAUUAUUAUUAUUAUGCUUACAGUUUCUAAAUAGCAUUUUUCUGUCUGUGUGUUUCAGUAUUUCAUAUAGUGAUUCAAUUGAUUAGUUUUAUUAAAAUCUAAUAAGUGGUUUUUGACUGAUACAGAUCAAGUACUUAAAUGCAAUACCUGUUUUGUACAAGCUAGGUUAUCCAUUUUCAUAAAGCAUUUAACUAUUCCCCCUUGGUUAUUGCUGUUGGCAUUUAUAGUCGAUUGGCCCUGAUUUGACUGUUAGCAACAAAAUCAUCGGCCCAACGCAAUUAUUGCUACUAGCUAUGUGAAGAGGAUUUGUUUCUUGAUAAGCACUUUGUUGACUUGGAAAAUUGUCUGAGGGUAUUUUUUUUCUAUUAGAAUUUUUUUGCUUUAAGCUGCUUUGUAGUUAUUUUGUAUCAUUUUCUUAGAUUUAUAUUUUUCCCAUAUAUGCUAAAGUAUGAAGCCUUUGUGUGUACUGUGAAACAUAAUAGAAUAUUUCAUUUUUCUAACUGUUAAAUCAUGGUAUAGUGUAUAUAUCUUGUUAGUUUUCAUAUAAAAUAGUACUACAUAGUAGUUAUUACUUUCAUUGUUACUUAAAUUUUUCAAUCAAAUAAGUGCAAACUUUGAAUGCAUUUUAGGCAUAACCAGCAGCUGUAAUAUCAGUAAGGCACAUACUGUAUGCUAAGACAUUUAGUAAAUGGAUUUCUCCACCUUAUAGUGACUAUUUAGAUACAUUAUGUAGUUGUUAGAUGAGCACAUGUGUGCUGAAGUCCUCAGCGACACAGUAUUGUGUUUGUUUUUUGGACUUUAGCCUUUCAGAUAUGUUAGAACAUAUAUCUGAUUCCUGGCCACUCCCUCUUAAGUGCCUUGCCUUAAAAACAUCUGUGAAGGGUUUAGGAUUGUAUUAGAAAAACCCAUAGCUUGUGCAAAUUUCUUCAAAGUGUGUAUUUUUCAGUAGUACCAUAUUAACGGAGCAUUUAGCGGCCCAAUUCACUACUAAAGUAUUUCCGAGAGACUUCACCCUGGUCGGUGCCUGAGCUCUGAGGUUCAGCUGAAAAAUCGAUUCUUUUCCAUAAAUAACGAUGGUGCUUUUUGGAUGCAGCUUCAUUAAUCUUAGAAGUGUUGAGUCAUCUUUGAUUUAAAUGUUUAGGGAUAUUCAAAUCAGGAAAUGCGUGUGUUUCUUUAAAACUAAAAAACUAAACUGGCUUAGUACAUUUCUGUUUAUUGAAAUGUGUAGAAUCGUAGAGCUCUGUAGAGUUUAACGACAGAAAUCAUUGGUGUUUUUCGUAUCCAAAUUCGACAGUGUAAUGUGCUUAGUAAUUUAUUUGAAAUGACCUGCUACUGUGUUAUCUGAAACUUUUUUUCUUUUUUUUCUUGUUCCUUUCAUAUUUACAGCAAUGAGUUUGUGCGGUAAAUUGUCAGGUACAUACUACAUAAAGGUGCAUAAAGUUUAACCGGGAUUAAUAGUUUACUUCAAAAGGGAUGGUUAUUGAGGAUCUAAUUGUCCAGACCCUCGUAUUUUAUUUCAGCUUCUAGAGGCAGAGACUCUUUCUUGCAUUCGUAUCUUAAUCCACAAGGUCUGUAUGUAGCUGAUGUUCUUGACAUUUGGACUGAUUUGUCACUGCAUGUGUCAGUGUGUAACUUUUGUUAACCAGCUGAAGCUCUUAAUCACACUGCCAAAUGUGUUUGUGUUGAGUAGACGUAUCCAGUUGUUGGUUCGGCAUCACAGUAAUUUUGUGCUGUGCUUUAAAAGCAUUGACUUUGUGCUUAUCUUUUCUAGUCUGAUUAGCGGAGACGUUUUCCUUUCCGGUGACAUAGAUAGGUUGAAAUGGAUCAAAGCAGCUCGGGGUAUUGUGAUGUUUCCAGCACUCAAGUGUUCAAGAGCUUUGCGGACAUGUCACUUUAUUGAGGGAUUAGUUGCAUUGUUUGGUUACUGGACCACAACGUAGGGUUUUAUAGAAUUAUAAAAUGCGGUUGAAAUCUUUGACAUUUCACACAACGUUUAUUUCUCAAAGAGUUCUAUCGAAUCAAAUGUGGACUUUACUCAAAUGAACCAAAGUAGUUUUAUAGUUUAAGCUUGUUUCAAAGUUCAAUUGAAGUGGUGUACAAUUACUAUAUCAGUUUUUCAAUGUUUAAUUUGACAGGACAACUAUGCCAACUGCUUUUGCUGACAAUAAUAAUGGACUGAAUGCCCAUUUUUGUAGUUUCUACCAAAGACCUUUAGUAUUCUUUGUUCUCUCUUCAAUUGUCUAACUGCAUUUUCAUUUUAACAUUCUGAGGAAAUAAGUUAGAAAUAUGACCAAAUCCAGUACCUUUUUUUUAACAUAAUGUUCAUUCAAAAAAUCCUAAUGAAUCACAAAUCUUUAUGAACUGAAUAUAAAGAUUUUUUUUUUCUUUAAUUUCUCAGUGAAAACGGUAACAUAAGAAAUGGCUGUUGUCUACAGUGAAGGAAUGUCAUAGUAAUGAAUGGAUAUUUGUGUUAAUAUUCUUAAGUGGCCAUAUGGAUUAGUGCUUAUUUGAAGUAUAUAUUAUUUCUUUUUAUACUAUUAGUACUUAUUCGUAAAAUUCUGAAAUCAGUUUUGAAACAUUAGUUGUUGUGCACUACAUGUAUGCUGUCAGGAAUUUAAAAGAGUGCUCGGCCCGUAAGGUGCUUUCUUUCGUUUCCAUUUGACUGGCGUUUGUUUGUUUAGUUGGGAUUCUUAAGAAUUUGGAUAUGAAAGAAGAAAUCUUCAAACUUAUUUUUUAUUUUAUAAUUAAUAUUUUUUUUUACCUUGAAGUUUAUUAUUGUAUUGUCAAAUGUUGUCUUCAAUGACUGUGUAGAACAUGUUUGAUUGUGAUGUUAAGUUGCUCCCUUGUUCAUGCUAGUUGAAAUGGCUGAGACAGACAGUGGGUUACAUUUAUGAAAACUGUUCAAGUAUCUACAUUUCCUAGCCUUAAACCUCACUUUUUGGUCUAGUUAUGUUUUCCAGUUAUAGUAAUGAAUAAGAAAAUAAAUAUUUUCUUUUUUUAAUAUAAAAAAA